Stylophora pistillata is the source of this 902-nucleotide messenger RNA. RefSeq lists its product as uncharacterized. The record is from RefSeq and is a predicted model, not a curated record. Lineage: Eukaryota; Metazoa; Cnidaria; Anthozoa; Scleractinia; Pocilloporidae.
CCCAUAAAUUAUUUACAUAUUACUUGGUUGGUACUUCACACGCCAGAAACUCUCAAAGCACAUCCGCGGGUGACGAACAAAGAGAGAAGGACCUUGAGUUGGAGAAGUAUUAACGUCUAGCUUUCAUCAUGAGAGGGCCAUUUUUAUUUACCAUUUGCCUAUCAGCCGUAGCGGCCCUAAUUACAACAACUGAGGGAAAACGUGUUUUAUCGACGAAAGAGGAAGAAACAAAAGAUCACGCUCUUCGUACUCACGAACACGAAUCUCACGAUCACGAAUCUGGCGUUGGAGAAGAGGAAGGCUCGUUAGAUUGGGGCAGUGGCACUGGCUCGGGUUCUGGAAGAAAGGACGCAUCCGUAGGUUAUCCCGGGGGAUACCCCUCUCCGUAUCCAUCCCCGUAUCCCUCUCCGUAUCCAUAUCCAUCACCGUAUCCAUCCCCAUAUCCAUCACCGUAUCCAUCCCCAUAUCCAUCACCGUAUCCAUCCCCAUAUCCGUCGCCAUAUCCAUCACCAUAUCCCGCGGCUCCCGCUCAACAUCCCUCCCCGUUCCCUUCUCCGUACCCAAUGCCGUAUCCUGCUCCCUACCCCACGCCCUAUCCUGCUCCCUACCCCUACCCUGCGCCCUAUCCUUACCCCCGCCCGUCACCAGCUACGAGUGAGGAGGAAGAAGAAGAGGAAGAAGAGGAAGAAGAGGAAGAAGAGGAGGAGGAGAAUGACAAUCCCAGACAUAAGAAGCGCCGCCGUCAUAGGAAACCCAGUAAUGAUAAGAGGAAAACGGAACAGUGAAAAACAAUCACUUAGAGACAAACUCGUUGAAUAAAGGUUUUCAAGAUGAAUUCUGUCUAAAAAAAUGCAUACCAGCUGUGGUAACUUUAAUCAGAAUGCAAUAAAAACGUUUUCACA